AUGGUGAUAGACAGAUCAAAGAACAGUGUCCUUAGGUUCAUCAAAGAGAAAAUGUGCAAAAAACUGCAAAGUUGGACAGGUAAAAUGCUGAGUUCUGCGGGCAAAGAGGUAUUACUCAAAUAUGUGGCCCUUGCUCUCUCUUCGUAUGCGAUGUCCAUCUUCAAAUUACCUGCUGGACUUUGUAAAGAGCUGUGCCAAAUGAUGGCUAAAUUAUGGUGGGGAAGUGAUUCUGGAGAAAAGAAAAUGCAUUGGAAAAGCUGGGCUAAUAUUUCUAAUGUCAAAGGGAAAGGAAGACUUGGGUUCCGGGAUGUUCAAUGCUUUAACACCUCCUUACUAGCCAGACAAGUUUGGAGGAUGCUUACUAAUCCAAACUUGUUGGUUAUUAAGGUGGUAAAAGGAAGGUACUUCCCUAAAUCCUCUAUUCUUGAUGCACAGGUCAAAAAUGGAGCUUCAUGGAUCUGGCAAAGUCUGCAUAGUUCAAUUGGGAUGCUGAAUAGUGGACUAAGGAAGCAGGUUGGGGAUGGCACCACUAUUGCAAUCUAG
Messenger RNA from Coffea arabica (coffee), 543 nucleotides. RefSeq lists its product as uncharacterized. NCBI's taxonomy places the organism in Eukaryota, Viridiplantae, Streptophyta, Magnoliopsida, Gentianales, Rubiaceae. The record is from RefSeq and is a predicted model, not a curated record.